AUGUUUUUCAUAAAGGACCUAUCAUUAAAUAUAACCCUCCACCCAUCAUUCUUCGGUCCCCGAAUGAAACAAUUCCUAAAGACAAAACUACUACAAGAAGUAGAGGGCUCCUGUACGGGGAAAUUCGGAUACAUCCUCUGUGUCCUAGACUACGACAAGAUUGAAAUCGAACGUGGGAGAAUCCUCCCCACGGAUGGAUCUGCGGAAUUUCAAGUCAAAUACAGAGCCAUCGUCUUCAAACCUUUCAAGGGUGAAGUAGUGGAUGGUACUGUGGUGUCUUGCUCGCAACAUGGGUUCGAAGUCCAAGUGGGACCCAUGAAAGUGUUCGUUACUAAACAUUUAAUGCCCUCGGAUUUGAAUUUUAAUGCAGGUUCUAAUCCGCCAAGUUAUCAAAGUUCAGAAGAUGUUAUUACUAUAAAGAGUAGGAUUAGAGUCAAGAUUGAAGGGUGUAUCAGUCAAGUCAGUUCCAUUCAUGCCAUUGGAAGUAUUAAGGAGGAUUAUUUGGGUGCCAUUUAA
Naumovozyma castellii is the source of this 516-nucleotide messenger RNA. It is a transcript of the gene RPB7, whose product is annotated as DNA-directed RNA polymerase II subunit RPB7. The transcript has a single exon. The record is from RefSeq and is a predicted model, not a curated record. The coding region runs from base 1 to 516 and encodes 171 amino acids. NCBI's taxonomy places the organism in Eukaryota, Fungi, Ascomycota, Saccharomycetes, Saccharomycetales, Saccharomycetaceae.